AUGGCGCCCAACGAUGUGACAGAUAUCAACAUCGCCAUCCUCGGCGCAGGAAUGGGUGGUCUCGCCACAGCUCUGGCACUGGCAAAGAAAGGCUUCAAGAACAUAGACGUAUACGAGACCGCAUCCAAUCUGGGCUUCGUGGGAGCUGGCAUCCAGCUGGCACCUAACAUGGCCAGAAUUCUGGACAGACUUGGUGUUUGGGCCCACAUUGAGAGGGAUGCCGUGGAUCUCAAGGAGACCAGCAUCCGACAAGGGUCUACAGACAACCAGCUUGCACAUGUCGACUUGAAGUACAUCCGCUCGACUUAUACAUAUCCCCAUAUGGUCGGCCACAGAUCUUCGUUGGCAGGGUCGAUGUACGAAGGCUGUAAGAAUGAGAAAGCCAUCCGCUUUCACUUCAAGACAGCAGCUGGCCAAGUCAAGUCGUAUGGUCCUCAUCCAUCGUUCAUGGCCGUCCCGCGCGAAGGCGAACCAUACCAAGUCAAAUGUGACGUCCUGCUAGCCGCCGACGGCAUCAAGUCAACCGUCCGAGACCAGAUGCUUCGCCUGAAAAACAUCAACGCCAAGAUCAUCGAUACCGGUCAAGCAGCCUACCGAAUCAUGCUUACCCGGGAACAAAUGAAGGACGACCCCGAACUUCUCGAACUCAUCGACGGCGAGAUGGUCACACGCUGGAUCGGCGAGAAGCGUCACAUCAUCGCCUACCCUGUAUCGUCGAAGCAGAUCUACAACCUCAGCACGGUGCAGCCAGAUGUAAAUUUCGCAGCAGGACCUUCGGCAACAUACACCACAAAAGGUAGCAAACCGCAGAUGAUGGAAGUAUUCAGUGAUUUCUGCCCCAAGGUACGACGUAUGCUCGAUCUGGUACCGGAUGGCGAAGUCUGCGAAUGGAAGCUCCGCGUGCACGAGCCUCUCCCUACCUGGGUUCACGAUCAAAUUGCGCUCGUUGGCGACGCAUGCCACCCCACACUACCCCAUCUGGCCCAAGGCGCGGCACAAGCCAUCGAAGACGGUGCCGUUCUCAGCGUGGUGCUUUCAAAGCUUCCAAGCACUAGCCCCGAGGACAUCACCAAGGCGUUGAAGGUCUACGAGGAGGUUCGCAGGGAUCGUGCGUACCAGCUUGUCGAGCUUGCUGCAGCCAGUGGACGAGCGCUACAUCUUGGAGACGGGAAAGCGAAGGAAGAGAGAGACCAACAAUUCGCCGCGCUGAAAGAGGGCAAGGGUCCUGUGCCUGAUAAGUGGGCUGAUGCAGAUGUUCAGAAGAUCAUCUAUGGUACUGAUGUGAUGGCUGUGGCGGAUGAGAAGUUUGAAGAGAUAUAUGCUAAGUUGUAG
Fulvia fulva is the source of this 1332-nucleotide messenger RNA. Its product is annotated as FAD-dependent monooxygenase OpS4. The transcript has 2 exons. Gene Ontology annotation, molecular function: monooxygenase activity; FAD binding. The record is from RefSeq and is a predicted model, not a curated record. Gene Ontology annotation, biological process: secondary metabolite biosynthetic process. Bases 1 to 1332 code for a protein of 443 amino acids. Lineage: Eukaryota; Fungi; Ascomycota; Dothideomycetes; Mycosphaerellales; Mycosphaerellaceae.